Messenger RNA from Salmo salar (Atlantic salmon), 3476 nucleotides. RefSeq names its product microtubule-associated protein 6 homolog. Gene Ontology annotation, molecular function: microtubule binding; calmodulin binding. Gene Ontology annotation, cellular component: cis-Golgi network; microtubule; Golgi-associated vesicle. NCBI's taxonomy places the organism in Eukaryota, Metazoa, Chordata, Actinopteri, Salmoniformes, Salmonidae. The record is from RefSeq and is a predicted model, not a curated record. Gene Ontology annotation, biological process: cytoskeleton-dependent intracellular transport; microtubule cytoskeleton organization; regulation of microtubule cytoskeleton organization.
AUCCACGGGAAAAGGAGGGUUAACCAGGCAGCGUCUCCUCCCUCUUUAAGGCCUAGACGUGACCGACCCAGGUGACAGUUCACAAUGCAGACCCAGGGCAUCUUCUGAGGUUUUACGAAACGUAGCGGGGUGGGGUCGCUCUGAUGCGCAACCAGAAAGCCGAUCCAGACCGCGAAUGCAAUGUGCUCCACACAGCAAAUCUAGUCUAUUUCAACUUAAAUUAUUUUAGCCGUGCAGAACUAGUAGCCUACAAACGACUUCGCUAAUUUGUAUUAUAAGGCUCUUACAUUUCUUACCAUCUAGCAAGCAUCGUAGGAUUUCUGAAAAAAAUGAGAUAUAGGUAGACAAGUACAUUUUCCUGACUGGACAGAAUUUGAGUGGGUGCAGGGAGCAUCAUUUCCCAGUCUCCAGUCCGUGAGUAGGACGUUCUUUCGGGACUCUCAUCAGUAGCCUAACAAUUUGAUUCAGAUUUGAAGUACAUAGGUUAUUCUAUCUCCAUCGUUGAUUAUGGCAUGGCCGUGCAUCACACGGGCUUGCUGCAUUAACCGCUUCUGGAGUGAAUUAGACAAAGCAGACAUCGCCGUGCCUCUGGUUUUCACGAAAUAUUCGGAUGUGGCCGAGGUGCAACACCUCCAUCCUCAGCCUCCAUCUAGACAGACGAGGACCGGACCUAUCACCAUAGAAACCCAACCUUCUCACAGUGAACCGGCGGCGGUGGCGGCCAAGGCACCGCCCGCGACUGGUGCCGCAUCAGGAAAACAUGGCUGUAGUGCGUCUGUGAUGCGCCAGGAUUUCAGGGAAUGGAAAGAUAUACGCCCGGAGCCCAGCUACAAACCCAAGAAUGAAUAUCACCCCUCGGCGACUCCUUUCAACAACGUAACCCAGUAUCAGAAGGAUUAUAAACCAUGGCCUGUCCCGAAAAAGGGAGACCACCCCUGGAUCCCCAAACCCAGCCCCACCGCCUCCUCCGGUGCCCAAGAAGGAGGCGUAGGGACCAAAUUGGAGCAUGCAGCCACAGAGCCCGAGAGCGGUGUGGAGAAGAGUGAAAUUGAAGAAAAGGUGCAAGAGAAAGAAUCCAUAGAGAGGAAAAAGAAACCAGUGAAGAAGGAGAAGACUGUAGAGAAGAAAGUGAGUGCCAAAACGGAGGGACUGCCACCAGCAGGAGCCACUGUGGAGGGGAAAGGAAGGGCAGCAGCAGACGCGCUGAACAGACAGAUAAAACAGGUCGUCUCAACUGGCACUGGCAGCUCUUAUAGGAAUGAGUUCAAGGCGUACAAAGACGUGAAGCCAGUGAAGUUAACCAAGCCCCAGUCUCAGUACAAACCUCCUCUGGAUGAGAAGGACAAGACCAGCCUGGAGACCAGCUACAGCGCCACCUACAAGGGGGAGCAGACCAAGGUGCAGCCCACUGACAACAAGCUACUGGAGCGCAGGAGGAUACGCAGCCUGUACAACGAGCCGGGCGGCAAGGAGACCACCAAGGAUUGUUCUGAGACUGAGAGCAGCUCUAUUCUAGAUCUGCUGUAGUCAGGUGGACAAGACAAAAACCAAACCAAAAAAGACACCAACAACAACGAGCAAAAUGGUGAAAAAGGCGAAAGAGAAGACCAUCGCUGGUGCACUGUCAACCAAGAAGAAAACCUCCACGAGUACCAAACCAGACGAGUCCAAGCCAGAAGGAGGUGUUAUCUCGAAGAAGAGCAAAGAGAUAAGCAAUAGACUGGCUGAGGCAAAAAAGUAAAAACAAAACAUCUCUGCACUACUUCAUUUUGGGAAUUAAAGGCUGCCUAAUGAAUUAGAGAACUCUCAUCCAUUUGGUCUAUCUCCUUCUCUUUGUCUUUUCCUUCAUGUUCCUCAUCUCUGUGUAUACUCACUAGAUGUGGAGCUUUUAAGUUGACAGUUUGACAUCUUCACCAUGCUCUUGUUUAACUAUAAUACUUUGUGUGUGUGUGUGUGUGUGUGUGUGUGUGUGUGUGUGUGUGUGUGCGUGUGCGCGCGCGUGUGUGCACUUCCUCUCUCUGUUAAAACUUCAGCACCUUUUUUAUUAUUAUUUUGUUGCAUUUGUCAAACCUUUGUAGAAAGGCUGAUUAACCAUUCUAAAACAGAGAGCCAUUGAUACGCAGUAUGUGGCUCUUAAACGGCCGUUGAAGGCAGUGAGAGGUUGAGCUUUUCUUUCUGACUACCUAUCAUCAUACUGAUGAUGGGUUCUCUAUGGUUCUUUUUUUUCCAUCUCUUAGACGGCAUUGACUAUGUGGUCUCUGCAGAUAUAACAUCUUAACUACUGUAGCGUUUCCUGGUUACAGGGACUCCGCUCUUUGGACCAAGAUUUCAUUUAAUAUUUCAUCAUAUUCAGGAGGAUAUCUGGUUUCAUAAAUUUGGUUGCUAAGAAACCAAUUGAACUGUAAUGUAAUUGCUACAGCUUGCAUGCAAGGCCCUAUUUGUGGUCGUAUAGUAGCAUUCUAGUAUCCUAUUCUCACGGUCACAAUCUAGCUUGUAAUUGAAAUCAUUCAUGAGAAAUCAAAGGGGGCAAACCAUUUCCAGAAUUACUGCAUGUGUACUCAUAGUCUGAUCUCAUACCAUAAGUGUCUACACAAACAAACAAGAAAACUGUCACUGACAUACAGUACAAAAGAUGGCACUUAGUAUUCUAGUGCCUAUUGAAACUGUUAUGUCAACCCACAAGCUUUGUAGUUUUGCCCUUCACACACAUGGUUCUACUGCCUUCUUCAAUGUGAGAACCACUUUGUCCACUUUCCAGUUAUUUGAUACAGUAUGAAAACUGAUUUAUUUCUGAUAAUAUACCCCUCUUUAAUGAUAUGUCGUUAUCUAUUACAAAGCUGUGACGCUAUUGGUGUGCAAAACCAUGUAUAAUGUAAAAAAUGAGCAUACGUAUGAUAUAGGACAUAGGAGAACCUACUGUAUUUACUCAAUCACCUCCACCUUCUUCAAUGGGCUCAGUAGUUAGGUGUAGAAAGAUAAAGAGGGGGCCAGGAUAAGAAGAUCAAAACCGCUUUUUGGAACAUGCAGCUGUCUGUCUGGAACCAUUGAUAUCACAUCUAUUCACAGUGAGUGCUACUCUGAAAUCAUCUCACCCUGUCUCUCUUAUGUCUGUGCACCUGCAGUCCGCCAGUGUGUUACAGUAUGUGGCAGUCCUCCCAUAUCCUGCUGUGUGUCUGCUACUGUCUAUUGUACCCCCAUACCACCCUGUUCUCUAGUGCCUGUCAGGGUUCGGUGUGUUAGACCUCCGCAGCCCACCAGCUCCUAGCGCCUGCCCCCCAGUACAGUAACUAACGUGCUGAGCACACCACACCUUGGUGCUAUUACUCUCUCAUCUAUAUGCUGUCAGUUUGAUGCGAAUGUACUCAAACCGUGUGAAAUGAAGACAAUAGGAUGUCAUAUACUGCAGACGUGUUGUGAUUGUGUGCUUGUAUUCUCAGCUUGCUCUGAAUGAACUAAUUAAAAAUGUUGAAGCAGAA